AGUGCAAAAUGACCACACUAGCGCUUGACGAUGUGCUCAUCGAGAUUGGCACGUUCGGAAGAUUCCAGCUUCGGCAGUUUCUGCUAAUGAUAUUGCCACUCGUAUUCAACGCAUUCUCCAACCUGUCGUAUGUAUUUACUGCGGCCGAUCUGAAGUACAGAUGCUACAUUCCCGAGUGCGAGAAUCGCAGCGAUGCAGUAUACCGCACCGAAUGGUUGCAAGCAGCUGUGCCCUUCGACCGCAAUCAGCCGGCCGAGUGCGUACGGUACGAACCGCUUGUAAACAUCACCAGCGACUAUUUACAAUGCCGAGCGUCUGAUUUCAACAGCUCCGCUAUCACGCGCUGCUUCGACUUUGUGUAUGAAGAUAAAGCGGCUACAACGAUUGUGAAUGAAUUCAACUUGACUUGCGAUGAGAACACGUGGAAGAUAACUCUGGUGGGCACAAUACACAGUGUCGCCCAGGCCCUUGCCCUGCUGCUGGGCGGUUUAUUUUCGGAUCGAUACGGUCGCAAAUGGGCCCUGCUGCUGUGCAUCGCGCUAGGGUCGACCCUCGGCAUCGUACGAUCGUUCGCGGUGAACUAUGAGAUGUUUUUGGUGUUUGAAUUUCUGGAACCGCUGCUCGGUUCAACCAUGUACACUACCGCCUUCAUCCUUGGCCAGGAGCUCGUUGGCCCGAAACAUCGCGUAUUCGCCAAAAGCCUGUGCCUGGUAGUGUUCGCCCUCGGUGAAGCUGCAAUGGGUGUUAUUGCCAUGUUCGUACACAACUGGCGCUACUACCUGUUGGCCCUAUUUGUGCCGGGUCUGGUGUCGCUUUCCUUCCUGUGGAUUACAGCGGAAAGUGUUCGCUGGUUGCUUUCCAAGGGCAGAAACAAGGAAGCGAUCACAAUACUGGAAAAAGCGGCCAGAACGAACCGGAAAACAUUGUCCGAGAGUACGCAAAAGUACUUCGCAACCAAUGAUUACCAGCGCGAAUCACCUCAGCUGCCGGUGAAUCCUUCCUUCUUCGAGCAGCUCGCAGAAGUGUUCAAAUUCAAACGACUGAUCAUACGCUUAGCAAUCUGUUCGUUCUGUUGGUUCACCAACGUAAUGGUGUACUACGGUCUUACCUUGAACUCGGUCACAUUGGCAGGUGACAAGAACAUUAAUUUCAUCUUGAUAACGCUUGUCGAAAUACCUAGCGCGGUAAGCAUGACCUUCAUCCUGAACCGAUUCCCACGACGGAUGGCACAGUUCGUGUCGCUGGCAGUAUGCGGAAUCUUGUGCUUGGUAACAUUAGCCAUUCCGGAAGAUGACAGCUGGAUACACACGGUCAUGUUCCUGUUCAGUAAAAUGGCAAUAUCCUUCUCCUUCGGUGUGCUCUACAUUUACACGGCAGAAAUUUUCCCCACAAAUCUACGACAAAGCUUACUGUCCAUGUGCUCCAUGAUUGGCCGGUUAGGGUCGAUCGUGGCGCCCCAGAUGCCGCUGCUGACGAAAGUUUGGAAACCAUUACCGAUGACCCUGUUCGGAUCGAUUGCGCUUCUGUCUGCGUUCACUAUUCUAGAAUUUCCCGAGACUGGCAAUGUUCGGCUACCGAACACAGCCAGCGAGGCGGAAAAUCUCAAACAAAAUAGUUUUGAUAGUGAUCGUUCGGAAAACAAGACGAAACAGUCGGUCAUAAUGCCACAAUCCGAGGACGAUGUGGAUUUGGACGGAGUGCUGCACGAGAUCGGUCAGUUUGGUUUGUUUCAAAUGAAGCAGUAUGGGCUGAUGGUGCUGCCGAUUAUGUUCAAUGCCCUUUUCACGCUCAGCUACAUCUUUACGGCGGGCAACCUUGAGUACAGAUGCUUAAUACCCGAAUGUGAACUUCCUACAACUAGCGUUUAUCAACCGGCUUGGCUGAAUGAAUCGAUUGGCAAACAUGCUGAUGAGCGUUGUCAACGGUUUCCGUACCUCGCGAACGACACGCGCCCGCUGGAGGAGUGUAUCAGUGAAAACUUUAACGCUUCUGCCACGAUUACGUGCGAUAGGUUUGUUUACAAAACCAUCGAAACGACGAUAGUGCGUGACUUUAACAUAACGUGUGCGCAAAACGAUUGGAAACUUACGAUGGUUGGCACCGUUAAUAACGUGGGACAGUUUGUGGCACUUCCAAUCGCCGGCUACCUAUCGGAUCGGUUCGGCAGAAAGUGGAUCCUAUUGGUGAGCGUUGCCGGUAGUGCAGUGUUCGGUUUGCUGCGUUCAUUUGCAACGAGCUACGAAAUGUUCAUAGCGCUAGAGUUUCUCGAUCCGGUGAUCGGGUCCACCAUGUACACUACGGCAUUCAUUCUAGCGCUUGAGCUGGUUGGUCCGCGAAUGCGCGUCACCGGUAAUAACAUAAUUUCCUGUGCAUUUUCCUUCGGUGAAGCACUGCUUGGUCUGCUGGCCAUGUACUUCCGCGAUUGGCGCAUACUGUUGCGCAUUUUGUACAUUCCCGGCCUGCUGUCGCUGCCACUGCUUUACACGACCGCGGAAAGCGUACGGUGGCUGUUGUCUAAAAACAGAAAAGAUGAAGCAUUUAAAAUUUUGAAAAAUGCUGCUACCGUUAAUGGGAAAACACUCUCACAGGUUGCAUUGGCCAACUUCAACUCCACUGGCAGUAAGAAUAAUUCUACUAAAUCGUUAGACAGUAAAACGUAUGGCCAUUUGAUGAGGGAAGCCCUAAACAAUCCCGGCCUAGUGCUGCGUGUCAUCAACUGUUCCUUUUGCUGGCUCACAAACACAAUGGUCUACUUUGGCCUAAGUCUCAAUUCCGUCUCACUGUCGGGGAACAAAUAUCUUAACUUUAUACUCGUCUCGCUGAUCGAGCUUCCCGGGUUCUUUUUGAUGCAAUUAAUCCUUGAUCGUGUGGGGCGCAAAAAGACACUGUUUGCAACACUUGUACUAAGCGGACUGUUCUGCAUCAUAUCCGUUUUUAUUGCUGAUAUCGAUGCACCAGCCCUCAAUCUAACGCUCUUUCUGCUCAGCAAACUUAGCAUUACAAUGGCGUUCGGCACGCUGUACAUCUACACGGUGGAAAUGUUUCCCACCAACCUCCGCCAAAGCCUGCUCUCGACAUGCUCGAUGUUUGGACGGAUUGGUUCGAUGAUUGCACCGCAAACACCGCUGUUGGCGAAAUUUUGGACACCACUGCCGAUGAUUUUGUUUGGCUGUCUCGGCAUUUCCUCCGGCAUAGCGGCACUCAAGUUUCCUGAAACGCUCAACAACGAGCUGCCUAACACACUCGAGGAAGCUAUGAAUAUGCAAUCGAAUGACAUUCCCGCAACGGACAGGUGA
Messenger RNA from Anopheles funestus (African malaria mosquito), 3296 nucleotides. RefSeq lists its product as uncharacterized. The record is from RefSeq and is a predicted model, not a curated record. Gene Ontology annotation, molecular function: transmembrane transporter activity. Gene Ontology annotation, biological process: transmembrane transport. Gene Ontology annotation, cellular component: membrane. Lineage: Eukaryota; Metazoa; Arthropoda; Insecta; Diptera; Culicidae. The transcript has 7 exons. Bases 9 to 3296 code for a protein of 1095 amino acids.